UUGUUCUUUGGCAUACUCUUGUCCCUCUUGUCCACUCUCUUGUUACUGUAGUAGUACAUAGUGGCAAGUAGCAUCCUGUUUCGAAGUAUUCUAGUUAGAUGGCAAGUUAGAACGGCAAUAUUUUGUUCGCACUGGGUAAAGUGCAAGUCGAGAUGUAAUUAAUGUAAAUACCUUAGAAGUGCUAAGUGCCCGAAUAAGAUGACAAUGACAUGGAAGCGGGUUAAGGAACAAUUUGGAGUAGCCAUCCAUAAUUUUGCCGAUUCAAGCCCUCAUGCAAUAUGCUUAACAGUAGGAGAGGUUGUACAGAUAGUCGAGGAGUGCGCAGAUUGGUAUUACGGCCGUAGCAAGUCUAAGGGUACAUCCGGAAUUUUUCCAAAGUCUUACAUACAUAUCCAGCAGAAGUCAACGAACACAGAUAAUUUAGUACAUGAGAUUACUAACGUUUUGAGAGAAUGGGGACAUCAUUGGAAGCAUUUAUAUGUAACACAUUCCGAGCACUUCAGGGCAAUGCAGCAGCAAAUCUUGGAUGCGGUAGGGUACCGAAGCAAGAUCUUGAGUGGUACGUUAACGGUGGACGAGUUAAAGGACAUGAAGAGAUUGGCGACCGCGAGGAUAGACAUGGGAAAUCAGCUGUUGGGUUUGGACAUGGUGGUCCGGGAUGAGCAUGGGAACGUCUUGCAUCCCGAGGAAACGAGCACCAUCCAGUUGUACCACCAUCACGAGACUGCUGCGGAGCGAAUAAGGAAGGCAUCUAGCGACACCAAGAAAAAACCCCAUAAGCCACAAGUACCUGUAUACUCACAUAUCUUUUUCGUCAGUGUGAGAAAUUUCGUAUGUAAAAUGGCGGAGGACGUGGAGCUGCUACUGACCUUGUACGACGGCAGGGAGAUGAAGGCUAUCACGGAGAACUACGUGGUGUCGUGGAGUAAGGAGGGGCUCGCAAGGGACAUCGAUCAGUUGCAUAAUCUUCGAGUACUCUUCACGGAUCUCGGCUCGCGAGAUUUGACCAGGGAUAAGGUUUAUUUAGCAUGUUACGUGAUUAGAAUAGGCGGUAUGGAAGCCAAAGAACCGGACCAUCGUCGCUCAAGCGUCGCACAAAUUCAUCAGAACAAGUCCAAGGGUGCGGAAAUAAUGAGAAGGCCGUUCGGCGUAGCUGCCAUGGAUAUUACUCCGUUUAUUACGGGCAAGCUUGAGGGAGACGUCGAACAACAUCAUUUUAUACCUUUUGUACACUGUGAGAAAGACAGUCUCGACGGCACUUUACGUAGAAUUAUCGCGCAAAAGGAAGCAAAUAUCCAAAAACACGUUAAUGGUAAUAUCACUAAUGUCACGGGUGGACAAGGACUGUGGACUAGUUUAAAGUUAUUAAGGGGUGAUCCAAAACAAGUGCGUGAUGAAAAUCCACAUUUGGUACUCGGUAAUGUAGCUAUUGCGCGUAAAAUGGGCUUUCCGGAGGUCAUCUUGCCAGGUGACGUCCGCAAUGACUUGUAUCUGACUUUGAUUAGCGGUGAAUUCAGCAAGGGCUCAAAAUCUACCGACAAGAAUGUGGAAGUCACGGUCAAAAUUUGCAACGAACACGGCACAGUAAUUCCUGGAGUCAUGACGUUAGGUGGCGGCGCAUCUCCAAUUGACGAAUAUCGUAGCGUUAUUUAUUACCACGAGGACAAGCCUAGAUGGUGCGAGACCUUCAAGAUUGCCAUACCCAUAGAAGAAUUUAAGCAGGCUCACUUGAAAUUCACGUUCAAGCAUCGCAGUUCUAACGAGGCGAAAGACAAGUCCGAGAAACCGUUUGCAUUGAGCUACGUCAGAUUGAUGCAACGCAACGGGACGACCUUGCAAGACAUACAGCACGAACUGUUGGUUUACAAAUUGGAGCAAAAGAAGUACGAGGAGAGCGAUAUAAGCUACUUUAAGUUACCGUCGACACGUGGAGAAUUGGCUGAAUUAAACAUGGAGAAGAAACCGAGCUUAGGAUCCCUAACGUUAAGCAGCAAAGACAGCUUUUUAAUAGCGACUAAUAUUUGCUCAACUAAAUUAACUCAGAACGUAGACUUAUUAGGUUUACUUAAUUGGGCGUCGCAUAAUACUGACUUGAAGGAAUCCUUAGCCGCUUUGAUGAAAGUCGAUGGGGAGGAAAUAGUGAAGUUUCUGCAGGAUGUUUUGGACGCUUUAUUUAACAUCUUAAUGAGCAAUUCAGACAGUGAUGUUUACGACGACAUGGUGUUUGAGUGCCUUUUAUACAUUAUCGGACUUGUGUCCGAUAGAAAGUAUCAACAUUUCCAACCAGUAUUAGAUUUAUAUAUCUCAGAAAGUUUCUCCGCGACUCUCGCGUACAAGAAAUUAAUUGCGGUAUUGCGCAAGCGUAUAGAUCACAUUGGAAAUAACGACGGUCAGGAGCGUGAUUUGCUGCUCAAGACAAUGAAAAGUCUGCAGUACUGCAUGAGAUUUAUCGUAGAAUCUCGUCUCUUAUUUACCGAGUUGAAUCAGGACGAAGAAGAAUUCUCACAAACCUUGACUGAUCUGUUACAAUCUAUCGUCAAUCUCAUGAGUUACGAAACGGAUGGGACUUUGUUGGUUCAGGGGGCCUGCCUGAAAUAUCUGCCGACAACGAUACCUCACUUGCUGAGAGUUUACAGCGGUAAACAAUUGAGCACGAUUCUGACAGACUUACUCGUCACUUUACCAGCAGGUAGACUAACCAAACAGAAGAUGAUGACGGUGAAUGACAUCGUUCACAGUCCACUGUUUUUGAAUGUCGAGUGCAGAGCGAUUCUACUGCCAAGAAUUACCAUACUCGUGAGAGAUUUAUUGGAGGCUAAAGAGGAGGGGCUAUCGAGUACGCCUGGAAAGAGCGUGGCGAAGGUAGCCAGGCUGCUCGGAGAAAAUCGGCAUCGGCUCAACCAGCAUCGCGGCUACUCCGAAGAGGUGGAAUUAUGCGUCAAGAUAUUAUCUGAUAUUCUGGAAUUGACUUUUAGAAAAGAUAUAGGUAGCACAGUUUCAGAUGUCAAGGAGAUAAUGCUAACUGCGUUACGUACUAUUAUACAAACUGUUAUAUCGAUGGACAGAGAGAAUCCGUUAGUCGGAAAUUUAGUCUCAGUUAUGUUGGCGUUAUUCAGACAAAUGACGCAACAUCAUUAUGAAGUUUAUAUCAAUCACUUUGGAACGAAAAUUGAUUUACUCGAUUUUCUCAUGGAGAUACUGCUAGUUUUUAAAGAUUUGGUUUCCAGAAGCGUAUUUGCAGGAGAUUGGUGCGAGAUGAUUAUGCUGCAAAACAGCGUUAUUUUGCAGUCCUUAAGAUAUUUCUCAGGCACAAUUAGGGAUUACUUCUUCACCGAAUUUGAACAUCAAGCGUGGUCAAAUUUCUUUCAUUGCGCUAUUGCAUUCCUCACUCAAUCUGCCUUACAAUUGGAGACAUUCACACCAGCUAAACGAAAUCGCAUUAUUGCACGGUACAACGAUAUGCGCAGAGAAACUGCAUUUGAAAUUCGAUCAAUGUGGUUCAAUUUGGGUCAACACAAAAUACUCUUCGUGCCUGCUUUGGUUGGCGCAAUCCUCGAGAUGGCAUUAAUACCUGAAACCGAAUUGAGAAAAGCCACUAUACCGAUCUUUUUCGAUAUGAUGCAAUGCGAGUAUUACAGUUCACGUAUAGUUGAGGGGUAUGGGGAUACCAAACGUGAUCCUGCUCAUAUUAAAGCUAAUUUUAUGGAAUAUGAGAACGAAAUGAUCGCAAAACUGGAUAUCUUGGUCGAAGGAGGCAGAGGGGACGAACAAUUUCGCACACUUUGGACUCAUGUUAUGGGUUCUUUGUGCGAGAAGCAUUCCACGAUGCGAGAACAAGGCUUACGCUUUGUAGAUACUAUUGCUAAACUCAUGGAACGCUUAUUGCAAUAUCGUGACAUCAUUCAUGCCGAGUCCCAAGAACAUCGUAUGCUAUGUACUGUGAAUUUAUUAGAAUUUUACUCUGAGAUUAAUAGAAAGGAAAUGUAUAUCAGGUAUGUGAAUAAGCUGUGUGAGUUACAUUUAGAAUGUGAUAAUUACACAGAAGCAGCUUACUCGUUAAAGCUUCAUAGCCAAUUAUUAGCAUGGAGCGAUCAGCCUCUGCCACCUUUGUUAAUAUCACACAGAUAUCCAUUAUGCCAAACGCAUCGCGAACUGAAAGAAGCAUUGUACAAUGAUAUUAUUGAUUACUUUGACAAAGGUAGAAUGUGGGAAUGCGCUCUUACCAUUUGCAAGGAAUUGGUAUCGCAGUAUGAAGAGGAAACAUUCGAUUACCUACAAUUAUCUGUACUAUUAAGACGCAUGGCAAAAUUCUAUGAUUGCAUAGUAAAGCAGCUGAGACCUGAACCUGAGUACUUCAGAGUCGCAUAUUACGGCAGAGGACAUCCCGCUUUUCUCCAAAAUAAGGUAUUCGUUUAUCGGGGAAAGGAGUACGAACGGCUCAGUGAUUUCUGCUCGAGGACGCUAAAUCAAUUACCGAAUGCGGAGCAGAUGAAUAAACUGUGCCCACCUACUACGGAAAUGCUAGAGUCCAGUCAUCAAUACGUGCAAAUUAACAAAGUGGAGCCAUUGAUGGAUGAAAAGAGACAUCGCCUAAGCGGCAAACCAGUUACUGCAGAAGCAGUAUUGAGGUAUCAUCGCGUAAAUGAUGUGCAACGCUUCAGAUUCUCAAGACCCGCACCGAGAAAAGAGAUCGUUGCGGCAAGUAGCGACAAAGAAAAGGAAACGAACUCGAGCGCUAAUAAUAGCAACGAAUUUGCUUCUUUGUGGUUGGAAAGAACAGUACUUGUCACGAGCUACCCACUGCCGGGAAUUCUUCGAUGGUUUCCGGUGACGUCCAGCGAGACAUAUUUAGUUAGUCCCUUGAGAAACGCGAUUGAAACUAUGGAAGCUACAAACACGGCGCUGAGAGAUCUCAUUAUCGCUCACAGGAGCGAUCCGAGUCUUCCAUUGAAUCCUCUAAGCAUGAAGUUGAAUGGCAUAUUGGAUCCAGCUGUCAUGGGUGGUAUCGAUAACUACGAAAAAGCAUUCCUCAAUGUGGAGUACAAGGAUAGUCAUCCAGAGGAGAGCUCGGAUCUCCUUAAAUUAGAGGGACUUAUCGCGGAACAAAUUCCUCUACUCAGUGUCGGCCUCCAGUUGCACAAGGCACGAGCGCCAGCUGAGCUGGCGCCGUUCCAUCAACGUUUAGAACAGUGUUUCAUGUCGAUGCGGAAUCAAGUGGAAACCAAGUAUGGAAAAAGGACGUGCGACUUGCAAAUUGAAAGCCUGACACAGACUGUAACCAUGCGAAGACCUCCAGCUUCAAGAACAGAUAAUCAUUGCCUGUCCGAAUCAAACGUGAAUAAUUCAGAGGUAUCCUCACUUACAAGAUCCCAAGUCGCAACGUUCAAGUCACUUGCAUCGUUCAAUUUUAACAACAGCACACUCCCGAGUGGUGCUCAAAGCCAAGUCAAUUUGUCAAGAAACAACUCCAUGCGUUCGCAUAUCUUAUCAACGGCCUCUUUGCAAAAGGCACUGGGAAAUCCGAGUCCAGGAACGUAUAAGAAAAAAGAUUCAAAACGUAGAAACUCGCGAAAGAGCGAUUCCGCUACGGUGACGAAGACCGAUCAACCAACCAGCCAGUGGUACACCACGACUGAAGUAUCCCACAGUUCGACAUCAUCCAUUACGUCGUUAUUAUCCAAUCUACACGCGACACCUGUAUUCGAGCUUCGACAAGAGCUCACACCGAAGCGUCCUCUGAGAUCGGAAGUGGAGAAAGAACGGAGGAUAAGUAAUCGGUGGUCCGGCCAGUCUCAGCACUAUCUGAGGAACACCAACAACGGAAUGGAGCCGAGCGGUUUGGGGAAGGGAAAUAGAGAUAGCGUCGGGACAACUGACAGCACGGCAUCCGAGGACGAUCCACCGCCGCCUCUACCGAUUAAGAUGCGCGAAGCUGAUUACUGUAAUCUACCGGAGGAAUUAUCCGCGCAACGGUGCUCAACUGACACUUCGAGUAAUUUGAACAAGGCCUUGGCGCAGUGGAAGAACAAGUUGCCGACACCUACCGACGACGAUCUGGACACUCACGCUAAACCACCAACGCCUCCGCCGAAACCGAAAAGACCGAUGCAGAGCUUGAGUAAGAUCGUGAUCUCGUCUGGCGACGUCGAAACCCCAAACGUUGAGGAUUCGUCGGCCGCGUAAAGGAAAAUAUCUUGCAGACACCUCACGUCCAUCUUGUCCGUCUUGCCGAGACUUGCGAACAAAACGAGUAUUCAUCCACGUUGUUCGUUCCCUUUUAAUUUCGAUAUGGUUUCGAAAUCCUCAGAAGAGUUACCACCAUUUCUUAGCGUUAAUUAAUUAUCUCUUAGCAUGUACUUCUUUGUGCCUUUUUCUUUCGCGCUUUUCGAAUAUAAAUAACGAUUAGGUAAUAGAAACGCCACUACGAUAUGAGAAUCUUUAACAGAUGUAUUCUGUAACAACAAAAGAUAUAUUACUACAGCGAAUGAGCUUUUGUACUCGACAAGCAAUAUUAUUGACAAAGAAAUUCAGGAAGUAUGUAGGUAUGAAAUUCAAAGGACAUGGCAUUUGCUACAAUCUGCAAUGUGCAAGUAAUAAAAAAUAUAUUGGUAAGCCAUGAUCUCUUUAACAUAUUAUAUUAACAUAUUUACUGAAUUUUUACUCUUAUAUACAGCAAAAUAUUGUUAAAAGAACUCGAGGUUUUUGUAGCACAAUUAAUAACAACGUAAGAAAGUAACCGUGCUUAUGUAAGAAUGAAAUUUUACUCUCGUUCAUUCGACAGGCCUCAUUCGCUCUAUGAGCAUGUCUUUUUCGAACAUUCUAACGUUACCAUUACAUUUCAUGUUCUUGCUGUAACAUUCAUUACAACACGAUAACGUCCAUUAUAGUUCUUUGAAUCAAAAACAUAAUUUUAACAUGGCUGAAAACGCAUAUAUCUUGACAAAUACAUAUUUUUAUAAAAUCUGAUAUAUGAAACAUAUAUACACAUAGCUUUAAUUGUAACGAUAAAAACUUUGGAAACUUUUUACAUUUUAUACUGAUCAUUUUUGAAUGCGAAUUUACUAAUUAAUUAACACUAUAUAAACAGAUAUGCAUUAAACGUAGCGAAAAAUGGUUAACUUUUUCCAAUGUGUUACAAGGCACUAAUUUAUUUUCAUUGAAUCCGAUUUUUAUAAAAUAUAAUUAUAGUAGUUAUAGUUUUUACCGCGACAUAGUUACUAUUUAAAUAUUUACCAAGCCAUUGUGAUCUAGUGGUUAAAAAAGAAACUUUAUAUGAGUUAGUGUUUACAUAAGUCAUUCACACUUGUUAACAACGAGACUGCAGUCUUAUAUGUUAACUUAUUUUAAAUAUAUAUAAAGAAAUAUUGAUUGUUUAGAAAUAUAUUCCGUAGGAAUAAAUAUGCAGCGGAUGAUACUGCAUAUAGUUUUUUUGCAUGCUUGGUUCAUAAUCCAAAUAAAUUAUUUACUUUUUAUAUUAUAUACUGAUUACGUUCAUAAUAUAUGUAUGAUUAAUGAUACCAUGACAAGCUGCUUUCUAACUGAGCACAAAAUCAGAAUAAAAAUUUAAGUGGAUUAUGAAAAGUUAUAAUCUAUAAUAUUAUAUAAUUGUGAAGAUACUUUAUAAUUAAUCGGUAUAUCGGUUUGCAUUGCCUUCUAGUUACAGUAUAUUUGCAAAUUUAUGACAAAUAACCGUUUAUAUAUAUAUAAUAACCAUUUAUAUAUAUAUAAUAACCAUUUAUAACGUUGGUACAAGCUAUUUAUUACAAUUAUUUCAUCAUUGUCAUUCAAGUUUCAUACCAAAGAGAUUAGUGCUUUAUUUAUUAAAAGCUUUAGAAAAUUAUAAAUGUCAAUGGAGAAAAAUAUUAUAUAUGAUAUAUUGGUAUAUUCACAUCUGAUGCACGAUAACGAGGAUAGGAACUAAAAGAUAGAGGAUUUUUGAUAGAACAUAUUAAAUACUUAUGAUGGCAAUUUGUUUUUAUGCAGCAAAGAUCUGUAUUCAAAAUUAUUAUUCUAAUGUUAAUUAUACGAGUUUACGGAAUUUGUUUAGUUGUCUUUGCGGAGUAAAUUUCUCUUUCUAAAAUGAGAUAUGCAUGAUAUGAUUAUGCGUUUUUAUAUUCGUAGAAUAUUCAUGAAUACAGUUCUUAGCUUUAUCAUUAUAGUUUUACUUAUCAUCUACUGAAAAAACAAAAAAUGACAAUAUAUAUCGCGAGCCUAAAAAUUAAAAAACUUAGUAUAGUGCCAUUUGUGUGCAUGCUUUUCUAAUUAGACUACUAAUUAUACUCUUUAUUUUUGGGAUCAAUGUAUCAUCUUGUAUCUAAAGUGAAAUGAUGUUUCAUUUUUUUAUUCUUGUAUACAAUAUAUUGCAAUACUUCCA
Molecule: messenger RNA, 8374 nt
Organism: Ooceraea biroi (clonal raider ant)
Lineage: Eukaryota; Metazoa; Arthropoda; Insecta; Hymenoptera; Formicidae
Gene: mbc
Product: dedicator of cytokinesis protein myoblast city
Biological process (GO): small GTPase-mediated signal transduction; myoblast fusion; cell migration
Cellular component (GO): plasma membrane; cytoplasm
Molecular function (GO): guanyl-nucleotide exchange factor activity; small GTPase binding
Source: RefSeq, a predicted model, not a curated record